GAAGAUUGCUAUGCAUGUUUUGAGGGAGAAAAAAGGGAAAACAGAAAGCAUCCUACACGCUGAAGCCAUCUUGGUCGCACUGCUACACUCUGGAGUCCACAUCUGAUCGUUAUUACGUAGCUUUGGGGGAAAUAAAGCUCUAACAAGACUGGAAUGAUGUCCUCAAAGUUGAAGUGGAUGUUUGUGAUCCAGCUCCUGCUGAAUCAACCGGCUCUGUGCAGGGUCCCACCUCCGCUGGCACUGAGAAACACAACGCUUCCAGGAGCUGACUACAAUGAAGCGGGAGAGGAGACUGCCAAAAAGUCGUCUCCCCUGGGAUCUCAACUCCAGCUCAGUAGCCCAUCUGCAGAAAAACCUGAUCCUGUGUCAGCAGUUCCACAAAAAGAGGAGAGAGUUCGUUCUGCCAAAAAUAUAACAUCAGUCCUCAGGGCAAAGCUUCAGGGGCAGAUUCAAGCUCAUCUCCACAUUCAGGAGAAUGUCAGCUGUGAGGAACUGCUGUCUGCCAGCAUCGUGGACGACCCGUCAACCUCCAUGUUCCCCCUGGAGCUCCUGGGUCUCUCUUUAGUGCCCGUGUUGGUGGUGGCAGGCUGCCCACGGGAGGCACACACACUGGUGCUCAAGCUGUAUGACCUGCUGGGAGUGGCGGACACGGAGGAGCUCCUGAUGGAGGUGGAGGGUCUGAUAGAGCAGCGGUUGAGGAAGUCCACACCUGCACCUGCAUCAGGGAGGGAUGAAGCAGGGCGCCACAUAGAGGCUGUGAUGUUUAACAUCCAGCAGCUGGCCAUGGUAGGAGAAGGUUCCUCCAAGCAGGAGGGGCAUUGUGAGGGUUGGACCAGGGUGAGAGGAACCUCGCUGGCAGGAGAAGCAGUCGAAGGAGCCACAGGUGAUCUAGAGGAGGCUGUGAGCUCCUGCGAGAGACUGGGAGUCCUUUGUGCUGGUGUGACCAGCAGUGGACUCCAACCUGGGAAGUACCAGGCAGUGCUGAAGAAAGGAAGUUGCGUCCUGCCCUCUGAAUCCACAUUGUCUGAAUGUUGGAUCCGUCAGUGCAGCGCAGAUGAGGAUGUUUCGACCUCAGCUGCUGCAGGUCGACGGAUAAAACGAAGCCCCCAGACGAGCUGCAUCAACGAAAGCGAGCAGCGUGUGUACAACGUGGUGGAGUGGAUCCCUGCAGUCAGCACCCUCUACAACCUCGGUACAGCUGUGUAUUAUGCCUCAGUCAACUGCUCUGAAACAGCCAAGGAGAGAGCCAUCCUCAGCGCGGUUGACCUUGGCACGGAUGCUCUCAUGGUCGCCACUGGGGGGACUGCCGGGGUGGCAGGCUAUGCCCUGGGUGCAGGGGUGAAGACCGGUGUGAAAGCUGGCAUCAGGUAUCUGCUCAACUCCAUGAAGCAGGAGGAUGAUGUGCUGGUGAACCAGUUCAGCUGGGAGGAGGGUGUCAUCACCGUCCAGUAGACUGAAGGAUCAAUAGGUCAGCCUGCGAAGCUUAAGCAAUACAUAUAGUUAUAAUCAGUUUGUACAUUUGUACUAUUUUAUGUACUAUGAUACAGGAUCAAUGUUUGUUAUCUGACAUGUUUGAAGAGUAACAUAUUGGUUACACAUUUUUUGGAUUAUCAUAAUCACAUUUUGUAAAGGGGGAAUGCUUUUUUUUGUUUGUGUGACUCCACACACAAACUUCAUUUUACACAGUUUGACUCAAUUAUUAUUCUUUAUUGAAGAUGAUGUCAGUGGUUUUUCAAUUAGUCUGUAAAUUAUGUGAAUUGGUUUUUCUUUACACUAACAUAAAAUGUAAUGAAAAUUAAGUUGCAGUAAAAAGUCACAUUACAUUACACAUUCAUUGUAAGUAAUCUCAAUAAUAUAUAUAGUUAGGUCCUAAAGUAAGCUUUGCUUGUAGAAACGUCCUCUAUUGGAUAAUGGAUGAAAUGUUUCAUAUUAAGCAGCAGCGUUUGAAGAACUGGUCUCAGGAAAUAAAACCUUCAAUCCCUCAAGACUUUAAUUUUGCUUUCCAUCCAAUGUCUUUUUUUCUGUUCACUCUUGUUUUCUUCCCAUCUGUGAAAACAUUUGUUUCAGGUCAGUCACAUUCCCACCUCUGGAGUUAAUUGCAGGGACAGCUGAGAACUAAAUGUUGUUGUUUUAUAUGCUUUUUUUUCUUUCUUUAAAGGUAAAUAAACUGUAUAUUCAAUCCUA
Messenger RNA from Cottoperca gobio, 2184 nucleotides. It is a transcript of the gene apof, whose product is annotated as apolipoprotein F. The record is from RefSeq and is a predicted model, not a curated record. Gene Ontology annotation, biological process: cholesterol metabolic process. Bases 154 to 1452 code for a protein of 432 amino acids. The transcript is spliced from 2 exons. NCBI's taxonomy places the organism in Eukaryota, Metazoa, Chordata, Actinopteri, Perciformes, Bovichtidae.